UGUACAAAUGCUAUCUGAGGUAGGGUCAUGAGUACACGCCUAUGGUGUUGUUGCUGAAUCUCCCCCCGCAAGUCGAAGCGUGAAGAUCUACGAUAACUCGGACCAAGCAACCUGCGGAGUGAAGACGCUGCGAGAAUGUGUAGACUUGAGUGUACCAUUGUCAGCCAUAGCUUCAGCAUGAACAAAGCUGUAUAGCCAAUCAUUGCUGUUUUAUGUCUGUAUAUUACCAGCUUGUUUUGGUCACCAAAAGGAGUGAAGGCUUGCAGACGACAUCAUGGCGGUACGACUGGAAGGGUACGAGCGGAGGGAACAGGGACAGGUGUUGGAGAGAGAGCGCCCGAGUCUGAAGGAACUGCAGCAUCUUGACGGUUUCUCGUGGAACGACCGCAUCGCCGCCUCAAAUCGCUUGGACCUGACGCCCGAUUCCCCCGAAGAGCCCCUGAACUCGGGCCGCGUGCGGCCUACACGAGCUCUCGGGCUGGUUGUUGCAGGCACUCCAGACAGCGAAGACGACGCGAGGUGGACCAAACCGUCCAUCGUGCACUCUCACUACGUCGAGACCCCCGAAGAGCACGUCGACUGGCCGGCGGAAACACCCGACAACGAGCGAAGCUGGUCCGAGCAGGAGCAGAACUUUCAAAGGACGCCCGAUCAGAAACGAAUGUGGGCAGAAACGCCCGACGACGAGCGAGCCUUCGACGAAGCCGCCUUCCUUCGGGAAGAGUACAUAUCCAAAGCCGUAUCCCCCGACGACAGAAGGUCUCCGAAAGUCUUAUUGAACGGUAAGGUCAUACGAUCCGCGCGAAAUUCGAACAGAAACGGCUCCUCGUCGGACGAAGACGUAGAAAACCCAUCGUCUUCGUCAUGGAGUUGGAGAAGGAGACGUUUUCUGAGCGUGGAAGAUGCCAUCUCAUCCGAGGGGGACAGAACACCCGACUCACCCUCUGAUGAAGACUUGUUCCUACCCAGGAGGCGACAUGUGUCCAACAGUGUCUUGUCCAGAUCUCCCGGCGCUCUGGAGGCGGGGUUAGAGGAUGAGUACACCACCAGGAGCAUCGAGAAGGGCUCCCACAGGAGAAAGCGGGGCACGGGAAGGAAGGACAGCGUCGGGACGGAGCGACGAGACCCCGUCAGUCUGGGAGAAGACCUGGGAACACAGGGGGAGGACCAGGCAACAUCUGUUGAGGAAGAAAGGACGCCAGAGGAAGAGAUCACGCUGGAUGGAAAUGACACCCAGAGACGUGACCAGAUUCUGGAUGUUCUGCGGAACCACGGGUUCGAGGCGGAGUCCAAGCUCGUGGAUAUCAAUGUCGGCACGAAGCGAUGGUCCGUGAAUAACUACAUCUCCAUGCCGGCGGAGUACCACGUGUGUUUCCGGGAGUGGGUCAACUUUCACUGCACCAGCGGCGCGGAGAUGGAGGAGGUCCUGACCUGCCCCAUGAACAGGAACCCAGCACACGCAGCAGAGAAGAACGCCUUCACUGUGCCGUCGACCAGCAGUGACGAGGAGGAGGCGGUGGCCGGAGACAAACACAUCACAAGUGCCAUUGACCUGCUGAAGAGCCGGGCCACUGUCGCCGAGUUCCUACAUACUAACACAGACAAGGAUAUGUACUACUCCUUCUGCCAUGGCCGCCUGACCUCGUCAGAUGAGUUGAGCCACUGUAUAGGGUGCCACUGGUGUUUGGAUAGGAAUUAUGUCCACUGCAAUCGCUGUGAUAGCUGUGUGUAUGGCCAUAGGGUGUCCAGAUGUGAGCACUGCCAUGGGUCCCAGUCUGAGGACUGAACCAGCCGGCUCCUGUCCACAGGUUUGACAUGAAGAUACAUCUGUGUCCCUCAAGACUGCCCCUCUGAUCUUCAGUUGUGAAGAGUGGCACUUGGCGUUCGUUUGAGCAGAAAAUGAAUUCUUCAAAGUAAGGCCAGCGUCUACAACGUAUCAGAUCUAUGUGCAACAAA
This is a messenger RNA of Branchiostoma belcheri (Belcher's lancelet), 1956 nucleotides long. RefSeq lists its product as uncharacterized. Bases 275 to 1786 code for a protein of 503 amino acids. The record is from RefSeq and is a predicted model, not a curated record. Gene Ontology annotation, biological process: regulation of DNA-templated transcription. Lineage: Eukaryota; Metazoa; Chordata; Leptocardii; Amphioxiformes; Branchiostomatidae. Gene Ontology annotation, molecular function: DNA-binding transcription factor activity; copper ion binding; DNA binding. The transcript has 7 exons.